Molecule: messenger RNA, 968 nt
Organism: Drosophila miranda
Lineage: Eukaryota; Metazoa; Arthropoda; Insecta; Diptera; Drosophilidae
Product: chymotrypsin-1
Exons: 1
Coding region: 55-915 (286 amino acids)
Biological process (GO): proteolysis
Molecular function (GO): serine-type endopeptidase activity
Source: RefSeq, a predicted model, not a curated record
CACGACACAUGGAUACGCUUAAUAGGCACGCACAAAUUCAACGAAUCAUUCACUAUGCUGGUACGCCUGGCAUAUGCGACGACGAUCCUCCUGAUCCUGCUCAGUGGAUCAACUAGAGCCAUUCGAGUGGCGCCGCUGAGCGCCAAGCAGCAGGAAAGGUUAUCCCAGGAGGCCAGAGCGUUCGAAGGUCGCGUCAUAGAUGGCACGGAUGCGGAGCUGGGUCUGGCCAAGUACCAGAUCUCACUGCAGGGAAGCUAUUACUACGAUCACAUGUGCGGUGGAGCGAUCCUCAACGAGCGGUGGGUCGUGACGGCGGCCCACUGUGUUUACGGAUAUAAUCCCAGCUACCUGCGGGUGGCCACCGGCACUGUUCGCUGGGCCGAGCCCGAUGCUAGGUACUUUGUGGAGGAGUACUGGGUGCACUGCAACUACAACGUACCUAACUACGCCAACGACAUUGCCCUGAUCAAGCUGAACGACUCGAUUGUGUUUAACGAGGUCACACAGCCCAUAGCCUUGCCCAAGGAGCCGCUGGCCAAUGGCACAGAACUCCUGCUCACUGGAUGGGGCUCUACCGAAUUGUGGGGUGACUCCCCUGAUGUGCUGCAGAAGGCCUCCCUCACGUACGUCGAUUAUCCCACUUGCCAGAAGUUACUGGACAACGAUCCCCUGAACGGUUAUUGCCACGUGUGCACGCUGACGUCGGGCGGACAGGGCGCCUGCCACGGCGAUUCCGGAGGUCCGCUGACAGCCAACGGACAGCUGUACGGCGUGGUCAACUGGGGCUAUCCCUGUGCCACUGGCGUCCCCGAUAGCCAUGCCUCCAUCUACUUCUACUUGGACUGGAUUCGAUCCAUGAUAAACGGACCCUGCAAGACCUGCCACUGCUAUGCCAGCAACUAUCCCAGUCUGUGAUGAAAAUAAAGCCAGUGUCGUGCCGGGUUAAUGGUAUGAUCUUUAUUGUACAC